CCGGCUGUGCUGGGAAAGGGCGGGCGCCCGCGUCUGCUGGGGUGGGUGAGACCGAGAAGCAGUGAUAGAGUGAGCUCGGCUGUACCUUAGUAGGGUGCCGGAGCCGGAGCCUUAGUCGGAUUCUGAGCAAUCUCGGGGCAUCUGGGGAGGGAGAGAGAUCCAGGCACCCGGGAGAGGCGUAAAACCCUUCCAGUGCAGGCGCUUUCCAUGGCGUCUCAUCAGCAAACAAGGAUCCAAGCUUACCUGGAGAAGAACAAAAUAGGUCCCCUAUUUGAGGAAUUGAUGACCAAACUCAUAACAGAAACACCUGACCAGCCAAUCCCAUUUCUCAUUGACCAUCUUCAGUCUAAACAGGGGCCUCGCAGUCAACUUCAAAGAACUUUAUCUGGGUCUGCAGCUUUAUGGGCAGAAAGUGAAACAUCAGAACACAAAGGAACUAGGAGAGACUUCAGAAGUUAUGAUAAACCCUGGCAGGUAAAUGCAAAGAAGCCAAAGAAGUCCAAGAGUGAUCUUGCUGUAUCUAAUAUUUCUCCACCAUCACCGGAAUCCAAAUCAUUGCCAAGGUCAGUGGAGCAUCCUAAGUGGAACUGGCGGAUCAAACCAGAAAACCACGACUUUGAUGAAUUAAAUCACAUCCUUCAAGAGAGCAAGAAGCUGGGGAAAGCCCUUGAGAAUCUCUCUAGAAGCAUUGGUAUUUCAGACGAACUUGAUAAGGAUACAAUGGCCUUUAACUCAACUCUUCUGAGGCCUCGAGUGAUUGGAGAAUGGGUUGGUCGAGAAGAAAAUGAUGCAGAUCCACUUGCUGCUGAAAUGUUGCAACCUCCAAUUCCCAGAAGCAAAAAUGAGCCAUGGGGAAGUGAAGACAAUGCCACUAGCCCUGCAGGAAGCUUAAAGAUGGAACCCAAGAGUAAAGGAUUAAAACAGCAGCAACAACAACAUAAGAAGCUUCUAGCUGCAAUGUUAUCCCAAGAUUCUUUUGAAUCCAUCCACAGUCCCACACCAUCUGUAACAGAAGAAGAUAUUGACAAUGAAGAUGAUGCAAUGGAAUUGCUGGAGGACCUAGAUGAUUUGAGAAUGGAAGGAGUAACUACUCUGAUGCCUUCUGGGAGCAAAUUUAACCCAACUCGAACAGCUCAUCUUCCUGAACCCCAGGCAAAGGUCACAUUGAACAUCUGCUCCAGAUGUGCCAGGUUGCAAGGUGACAAUCUGGCAGAAGGGACAGAAGAAGUUUCACAGUUACUUCAUUCACCUGAGGAAGCAGUCUCAGACUCUGUAGAAACAGAUUCUUUAUGUCCAACUGAAACAAUGGAAGAUGGUGAAUUUGAAAGUGCUUCUCAAAUAAUAGGAUCUUGCACCCCAGUCUGGGACCUGACUACCCUGACUACCAGAAGUGGGAAUUCCCCAAGUUUAAAAAUCUUGAAAGAUUCUUUAGCUGCAAAGGAACUGCAGAGCAUGGAGAAGCAUCUUGCUGAUAUUGAAAAGGACCUUGCAUUAUGGGAAGAAGGAAGACUUGCAAAAAGUCCAAGCAGUUUGCAUAAUAUUUCAGUUGCAUCUGACCUUCAAGGAAAUCUUCAGUCAUCACCAAGCUUUAGCAUAAGACCUCCAGAACCCAGCCAAACAGGGAAAAUCAUUCAACUCAAACUCCAGGGAAACAAAUCACCCCCUCUAGUUGACAGCCGAGUACGGGUCUCCAGUAUCUCAAAUAGUAGGCCCCAUCUUCUCAUAGCUCAGACAAACAGGCCUCAGACACUGAUAGUUCCAGGAAGCAGACCUGUAACUCCAAACAGCUUGUUGUCCCGACCUCUUACCCCUAGCAACCAAGGAAAGAAUGAAAGGAUUAUUAAUAUUCAAAGAAGCAAGUCUGUCCCAUCUAAGAGCCAAAUUGGGAGAGCUCUAGGCACUCCUUCUGGGCUAGUUGUUCCAAUAAGUGGAGACAAGCUAACAAGUACAAUUCUGAGAAGCAGUUUAUCUGAAGGAGAAGCCUCCAGUAGAGGACUCUCACUGAAAAACUUCAUGGAAGACGAGGAUUCUUUAAAGAAUUUUCAGCUUGUUCAUCAGCCAUGGAUUUUACCAAGUGACACAGAAAGUGAAGGACUUGAAGCAGAGCAAGAUAAAUGUAUGUGAAGCUGGUAGAAGAAUAUAUACAUAGUUAUUAAAGAAGUUAUUAAUUAUUGCAAUCAACCUACAUAUCUGCUUAUAUUGUAAAUAAUAACUUAAAGAAUGGUUAUUUUUCUAAUCAUAAAUGGGGGGGGGGAAUGAUAUCACCAGUAAUAUCAUCAAUAAUGUUGAAAUGUGGAAUCACUGUAUGGCACAGAAAAUUUGGGAAAGUUAGUCUAAACUGCUGCUCUUAACAAUGUUCUGGGAUUUAGAUAAGUUAAAUUUUGGUUGUUUUAGAUGGAAAUUUGAUAUGUUAAAUAUUGUACAAUGCAAAUGA
Molecule: messenger RNA, 2434 nt
Organism: Antechinus flavipes (yellow-footed antechinus)
Lineage: Eukaryota; Metazoa; Chordata; Mammalia; Dasyuromorphia; Dasyuridae
Gene: C1H8orf34
Product: chromosome 1 C8orf34 homolog
Exons: 15
Coding region: 208-2124 (638 amino acids)
Source: RefSeq, a predicted model, not a curated record